Messenger RNA from Megachile rotundata (alfalfa leafcutting bee), 5428 nucleotides. RefSeq names its product HP1 and insulator partner protein 1. The record is from RefSeq and is a predicted model, not a curated record. Lineage: Eukaryota; Metazoa; Arthropoda; Insecta; Hymenoptera; Megachilidae.
UAUGAACCUCUGACUUCAUUCUUGUAAACAUUGUGUUUGGAUUUUAAGGAAGUAAUUAUUUUUUCGCGUGAAAUCUAUCAGAGUGCGAUUUAUGUAAGAUAUUUAACGAAUAAGGUUUUCUUAUUCUAAAAAGAUGAUCGUAAUACUUAAAUAAUAUGUAAUUCUUAUUGCAUUCUAUACAGUAUGGACAAGGCAGUCCUGGUUGAUGAAGUACACGGUGAUACUAUACAAUUGAAACCAAUAAAAGGAGAAAAUUUAUCUUUGUCGUUAGAAUCGGAAGCAAAUGGUAACAAUAUAAUAAAUAUUCCUGAAGGUCAGGAAAGUAGUCUAUUAGAUUGUGCAGAUAAUACAAUUCAAAAUGCUUUUCCCUUAAAUGCAUGCGACGUAAAAGGUGCAAUCGAAGAAGUUAACAACACUGUUGAAAUAAUAGCGGACACGAAUAAUUCUACUAUUGGUGAAUCUAAAAAAGAGGUAAUAAAUAAUGAUACGCAAAUUGGUGAAAAUCAGUGUACACAGAUCAAGGAGGAAAAUAAAGAGAACCAAAUAAAUGAUUCGACCGAAACUAAGAACGAAUGCACAGAAAAUACAUGUUUGGAUAACGAAAGUACAAAAUUUUCAAGUAAUAUCGAUGUAAUUAAAACGGAAGAUAAUAAACAAACUAUUGAAAAACAUGAUGUUUGUACAGUGUUAAACAUAAGUACAGUCGAUGAUACUAAUGCUCAGUGUCAAGCAUUAAUUAAGACACUAAGUCAAACUUUUGAAGACAAAGACGAAUCUUCGCGCGUUGCUGACACAGAUGCAGAUUUAUCUACUUUGAACGAUGGUAAUUCAGAAGUUAUGGUAGUGACUGUGGAAACUACCAUCGACGAUUCUAAUGAAACAACAGAAGAAAAUAUUGUUCUAACAGUACACGAAAAGGACCUAGUAGUAGAUUCCAAUGAAAAUGAUACUUCAACGGAUCAAAAAGAAACAAAAAACACUGAAAUUAUAAACGAAGAAUUUAAUUUGAUAGACUAUGCUCAAGAAAAUGAUGGAACUAUAAUAGAAGUGAUUUCUACGGAGGUUGUAGAUUCAGAAGUAACUGAAACGUGUAGUCGACAAUGCAAUAGAGAAAUCUUGAACCAUACUGUUUCCGAGAAAGAUUCUAUAACUUCUGCCAGUUCGGAAGUAACAAAGUCAGAAAUUCUGAAUAACGUUAAUGUGGAUAGCAAUGAAAUGCAAAAAAAAUGCAACAAAAAUAACGAUGAAAUAAAUAACAUAAAACAAGCAGAGAUAAACGAUAAAGGCAAGACUGACAUAUGUGAUAAUUCGUAUAAAGGUAAUGAAGUUAUUCGUAAUAAAGUUGUCAUACCUGUACAAGUAGAUAAUCGAAAAGAGGAAGAUAUAUCUACCAGCGAAGUAAACAAAAUUAAUACAUCUAACAAAAGAAGCGUGAUUCAAGAUAUUUUUGAUGACUGGCGCGAUGAAAAUGUGGAAGACGAUAAUCAGUCAGCUUCUAAAAUGCAAGACACUGUAGAAAUUGAAUUAAAAAGUUUAUUAAACGAUACAAAAACAAUACAGACAAUAGAAGAGGAUACUGUUGUACUAGUCGAAGAAGAGAUCACGUGUUUAAAAGAAGAGUUCGGUACGGAUACGAAAAAAGUAGUACAAGUUAUUAAAGAAAAUAAAGAUAUACAGGUAUCAAAAGAACAAAUAGGUAAUAAUAAAACUGUGAACAAACAACAUAUUCAAAGUAGCGUAAAACCAUCGCAUAAGGACCAAGUUAAUUUACCGGUAUUACAAAAUUCUGAACACGCUCUAAAGGACGUAACUCAUGAUUCGAUUGCAUGUAAUCAAACGUCAUCGUCACAAACACAAAUUACGCCCAGUGUUAGUCGCGGUCGUAAUUUAACUAGCCAAAUAGCUUCACCAGCCGAGGUAACAGAAGCAUUGAAAGAGAGACUUCGUGAGAAACAGAAAAUUGUGGAGGCGCCGCCUGGACCUGACAUAUUUUUUGUGAAGAAACUAACUCAAAGAUUAUCGAGCAAAUUAGCAGGUAGCCCAACAAGUUCUUUACCAGCCCUUAUACCAUUGCCUCAAUCGACUACUCAAUCAUCUACUCAUUGCGAGAAAAAAUCAAUAGAUAAUAUAGGCGUAACAAUUAAUAAAGAAAGCAGUUCUGAUAAUAAAGAACUUUUAGCAAUAUUGGAAGGUGACGUUGAUCCAGAUUGGUCAAACUUAAAACCACCGACAUUAACCGAAGAGGGAAAACAUCCGAUGAACAUUGAACAAACUGGACAUAAUACACCGCCAAAACUUGAUCCGUUGGUUGAACGAGAACUGGCACUGAAACAACUUUUAGAAUUACCUGUUACCCCAGUUAAGAGAAGCACGGCAAGAAAAAAGAAAACACUUAAACCUACACCUACAAACGAAAUUUCUAAAGAUGUAGGGGUAAAAUCUGUAUCCGAUGUAAAGAAACAAAUUGUUAAUAUUGAUUUAAUAGACGAAACUACCGAAUCAUCUUCAAAGGAUACAAAACCUGAGUCUGACACCUCCUCUGCGAGCGUUGAACAGCAUGCUUCAGAAAAAAAUGCAGAAGUAAACACGUCAGAUGUGCGGCUGGAUGAAUCAAGAUCUGGUAGAAAACGUAAACUUACCGAAAAAGCUAGAGAACAUGAACAGCAGCAGAAUAUUGUAAAACGGCAAAAAAUAAACAAAAAUAAAAGUUUGUUAAAUAAAAAGCAAAUUCAAGAAAAACCAUUACAAAUUACAACAGACAUUGGUUUAUUCGAAAAUUAUGCAUCCGAAGAAAGUGUUUUACCGGUCAAUAAUGUAAACGAUGACGAUGUUGACAUCACAAUAACAAAAGUAGUAACAGCGAAACAAGUUACAGAUAAUAAAGUUGAUUCAACGUUGAACAAGUCCGAGAAUAUACUUUUAAAACGUCCGAAACAAAAUCUUAGUAAAAAGGAAUCACAAUCUAUUACUACAAGGAAUAUGGUAGUUAAAAAGAUAUUGAGGCAAAAUAUGACUUCUAAUAAAAAAGCUAUUACUUUAAAAACAAAAUUGAAUGUACCGUCGAAAAAGAGUGGAUCAAAACUUGUUUCAAAAUCAAAACGAGUAACGGAAAACAGCCCCGGAGAAACUAAACCCAAAAAAAAGAUCAUAAAUGAAAUAGAUAGAUUACUGCAGGACGAAGGUGUUGUGAAUUUACUAUACGACGUGGAACAACCAGAUAAAAAACGAUUAAUUCCAAUUACUAAGUCUCAAGCGAAAGUUAUGGACAUACAAAAAGUACAGCGUGAACUUAAGAUCAGGAAAAAAUUGGUGCGUAAUGCCGUUUUAAGAUUACGUACUUCGGCAGCAGGUGUAUCGAAAGUCUCUUCGAGGUCCAAAAGAACGUCUGUAUAUUUAAACGAUAUGCAUGUAGAUAAGAAAAUUGGGGAUCAAGUUAUGUCUGUAAAACCAAUAAGCGAACCAUCUCAGGAGUUCAUUUUACCUGCAAAAAUAAGAAAUGCAGCGGAUGCAUCUGUUAUAAUUAGAAGACACUCGUCUAGUUCGUUUUCUAGUGCAUCUGGAAGUCCUAGAGUUAGCACCGAUAGCCUAGAAAAAAGCGAAGGAGUUAAAGUUGACGAAGGUGGACCUCAUUCUUUGAGAUCUGCAAAGAGAAGGCAUUCGCAGGAUGAUAAAAUAAAUGUAAAGAAAAUUAAAAAAAGAGUUUCAUCAAAAACAGAUACAGAAAUUGUUACAGAUACGGAAGACAAAACGUCUAUUCCUGUACGCUUGAACAAAAAAUCAGACUCGAAAAAAACUGAUAAAAGUUCUAAACACCCAGAAAUUACUAUAAUAAAUGAGACUAAUAGUGGUUUAGGCAAAGUUAUCACCCGGUCUAAUGGUGCAGCUACAGGUAAGGUAACAUCUAAAACAAAGAAAACUACAAAAAACAAAGUUACAUUUGCUAAAACAAGCGAGCAGGAUAACGAUGAGGGAUUGUCCAAAAAAGAAGAUGAACUUUCAGCCUGUCUCGCUGAAGCCGCGAAUGCGCUUGCAGUAGUUAGUGCUGGAGGUCGAUCUGGAAAUUCGACGGCAAACCGUAAAAGCAAAGUAAAUGCAAGUAUUACUAAGACAGUAGAAUCGGAUAAUAAAACAAAAAUGGAAACUCGUAGUCAGUUCAGUAACAAAGAGAUAAACGUACGGCGACACGGUAAUCUUGUUCAAUUAAUACUUACACCGUCAUCUUCGACGAAAAUAAGGAACGCUCUUACUCUUCAGGUGAUGCAAGAGUUUCGUGAAACAUUAUCUAUUUUAAAGAAAGAUGAUGACUGUAGAGUUGUUUUACUAACAUCAACAGGCAGCAGUUUUUGCGAAGGUCUUGAACUUUCUACGCUUUUACAUGCAAAUAAAGAAGAGCGGCGAAUUCGUGCCCAAGAAUUGGCUGAUGCCGUUAAAGACUUUAUUAAAACUUUAGCAUCAUUCAAUAAACCCAUUGUCGCUGGGAUUCAGGGUGCUGCGAUUGGACUUGGAGUAACAAUGUUACCUUUGUUCGAUCUUGUUAUAGCUAGCGAUAAAGCAACAUUUAGUACACCUUAUGGAAAAUUGGGUCAAAUUGCCGAAGGCGCAGCUGUUUACACCCUAUCGCAUAUAUUAGGAAGUGCAAUUACGAGCGAAUUAUUGUUAGGUGGAAGAACUUUAACGGCCAGCGAAGCGUUAAGAGCUGGUCUUGUAACUCGAGUUUUAUGGCCAGACAGAUUUCAAGUGGAAUUAUUACCAACUUUAAAACUAAUGAGCGAACAAUCUUCACAGUCUAUGGAAGCUACGAAAACACUACUAAGACAUGGUCUGCGAAAAAAAUUGGAUGCAGCAUUGGAAUCAGAGACUUAUUUACUAAUCCAACAUUGGUGUUCCAUAGAAUGUCAAACUGCCAUAAAGGCUUAUAUUGAUGGAAAAGUUCUGUGAAUAUGCAAACGAUUUUCAGGUAUUUGGAAAUUUGAGAAUCUACUACUACUACUACUACUACUACUACUGCUACUACUACUACUGUAUCCAAAAGUUUACGCGAAUGGGAUCUGUCAACGGAUUAUAAUAUGAAUGGGAACCCGUAUAGUUAGAGUGCGUCGUACACGAAAUAAUGCUACACUAUUCAAUACGUACUUCAGCAAGAAUUAUUUUUGAUGAAGUGAACUGCGCAACAUUUUCCCAUAACGAAUGUUACGGCAUAUAUAGUAUGCGUGUGAUCGUUUUAGGAUUAUGGGAGGGUUAUGAAAUAAAAAUCGAAGCAACAUUGAGAAAUUUCAUUAAAUACUGUUCAAAAACAUGGAGUAUGUUGUAAAGAAUACAGUUGCUCUUGUACAAAUGUUACACAUGUAAGAAUAAGCCAUUCUAAACAUACUGUAUUAUCAUUGAAUACAAAGCUCAUACAAAUAUAAAGGAAAUAUUCACAAGCCAA